This is a messenger RNA of Rhinocladiella mackenziei CBS 650.93, 2787 nucleotides long. RefSeq lists its product as uncharacterized. The record is from RefSeq and is a predicted model, not a curated record. The transcript is spliced from 2 exons. Lineage: Eukaryota; Fungi; Ascomycota; Eurotiomycetes; Chaetothyriales; Herpotrichiellaceae. Gene Ontology annotation, molecular function: antiporter activity. Gene Ontology annotation, cellular component: membrane. Gene Ontology annotation, biological process: proton transmembrane transport. Bases 1 to 2787 code for a protein of 928 amino acids.
AUGGCGACCGCUACCGUGACAGACUUUGUCACCACCACCGUCAAUGCCAGCACAGCCGCCAGCUCCAGUACCAACCGAGCAACUCCCCAGGGCGGUGUCUUUGAGGGCGUCAAUCCUUCCACUUACGAUCCUAAAAACCCAAUCAUUCUCUUCAUUAUCCAGGCCAGUAUUGUCAUUAUCUUCACUCGCAUCAUCCAUUUCCCGCUUGCCUACCUCCGCCAACCCCGCGUCAUAGCGGAAGUCAUUACGGGCAUUAUCCUAGGCCCGUCAAUAAUGGGUAGAAUUCCGGGCUUCACGGACUCCGUCUUCCCCACCGCAUCGAUGCCCGCCUUCACACUGGCUGCAAACCUCGGAUUGGUUCUGUUUUUGUUCCUGGUCGGUCUAGAGGUCGAUUUGCGUUUCCUGGCCAGUAACUGGCGGAUAGCCUUGAGCGUCGGCGCGCUGGGGAUGGUCAUUCCUUUCGGUCUCGGCUGUGGCAUUGCUUGGGGUCUGUACUAUGAGUUUCGGGAUGACCCUGGGUUGUCACCUAUCAGCUUUGGAGUUUAUAUGCUGUUUAUUGGGGUGGCCAUGGCAAUCACGGCGUUUCCCGUCCUUUGCCGUAUAUUGACCUCCUUGAAGCUCCUCAGCACCCCGGUCGGCGUCAUCGUGCUCUCUGCCGGAGUGGGCAACGACGUGGUGGGAUGGAUCUUGCUCGCCCUUUGUGUGGCUCUGGUCAAUUCCGGAGCCGGGCUCACGGCCUUGUGGAUCCUCUUCGUCGCCCUCGGAUACUGUUUGUUCGUCGUCUUCCUCAUCCGACCCUGUUUCAUGUAUCUCCUCAGAAGAACAGGAAGUCUUGCGAACGGUCCCACUCAGACGGUGGUGGCUCUGACCGUCCUCCUCGUCCUGGCCUCUUCUUUCUUCACCGGCAUUAUUGGAAUCCACCCCAUUUUUGGCGCCUUUAUAAUUGGUCUCAUGGCCCCUCACGAAGGAGGAUUCGCCAUCAAACUUACCGAAAAGCUAGAAGACCUUGUUGGUGUCUUGUUCCUGCCUCUCUACUUCGCCCUCUCAGGACUCAGUACGAACCUGGGUCUUCUUGAUAACGGGGUAACCUGGGGGUACGUGGUAGGAGUUUGUGCCAUCGCUUUCUUCGGCAAGAUUGCGGGCGGAACAUUGGCCUCGCGCUUGAAUGGACUUGUCUGGCGGGAGUCUUUCACCAUCGGCUGCCUCAUGUCAUGCAAGGGUCUGGUCGAAUUGAUUGUCCUCAACAUUGGACUACAGGCCAAGAUCCUCAGCCAGCGCACAUUCACGAUCUUCGUCGUCAUGGCGCUUGUCACCACUUUCACCACGACGCCUUUAACCACAUGGUUAUACCCGCCGUGGUACCAACGGAAACUCGAACUCUGGAAGCAAGGUAAAAUCGACUGGGACGGCAACCCUCUUCAGCACGACGAUGAAACCGACGAGGCCAGCGAGGCCAACGUUCUCCGCAAGGCAGAUGUGGUCAAACGCAUCCUCGUGUACCUUCGCCUCGACGGCCUCCCCAGCCUCUUCACCAUGGUGUCUCUCUUCGCUCACAAACGUGAGGAGGACCACCACGCAAAAUCUGAUGCUCCCGCCGGCUCCCCUCAACAAGACCAAGGCGUGAUGAAACAGGCUCAAGCCAUGACCUCGGUCCUCACGUUACGUCCUCCUCUGCAAGUCCACGGACUGCGCCUCAUGGAGCUCACGGAGCGAGAGUCGAGUGUCAUGCGCGUGUCCGAAAUCGAAGAGUUCGCCAGCCGAGAUCCCAUCAUCCAAGCGUUUGGCACGUUCGGCCAAUCCCGCGACAUCGCGGUUGGCGGGCAGAUCGCCGUCGUCCCUGAACACUCCUUCUCUGGUACACUGAUGUCGCGUGCCCGCGACCUGAGGUCUGAUCUAGUCCUGAUCCCAUGGUCCGAGACAGGGACCAUGUCCGAGUACCCUAGCUUGUUUGACGCCAAGCCUGGGGAUCCGCUUGCAAAUAGGGCAUUUGCAGCACUGGCCGGCGAGAUGUUCGAGAAGGCACGCGAAACAUGCCACGUGGGCGUGGUCGUCGACAAGAGCUUGUUGUGCGGUCCCAGUGCCUGCAGCGCAGAAUCACCCAUUCAAGAACGCCCAACGCGCCAGCUUAGCCGCACACUCACGGGCAUCAGCCUGGCCGAACAGAUGAACUCCACGAUCCACUUCAAACUCUCGGACAGUGGCCGAUACCGGCUGUUUGCGCUCUUCCAGGGCGGCGAGGACGACUUGUUUGCCGUGCGCUUUGCCCUGCAACUUGCCAAGAACGAAUGUGUGGACCUCAGGAUUCUCAGCGCUCGCGUCGACGAGGUCGAAGAGUCGCAUAAGGAGACCGGUGUCCACACACCCAAGAUGGCCGCCGACUUCGAGUUCGAAACCCUCCGUGUGUCGAUACCCGAGAUUUUGACUGAACGUGUGACGGUCGUUGACGUCGACAUCUCAGGACUUGAAGCCGUGACCACAGCGAUCGCGGAGCCCAGUGCCGCUGAGACUGUCGUGAUCCUCGGUCGCAGUACGGCCGCUACUCCCGACCAUUCACUCUCCAAUUCCAUGAUCCUGGGCGGUGGGAGUUCGAGCCGCGACGACUCACGUACCCUGGGCCCGCUAGCUACCAGCGUGGUCAAGGCUGUACGCGAGAAGCAGCUACAUACCGGUCUAUUGGUCGUGCAGGCUAGACGGGAGGCCGAUGAAGCAGGACUAGUUGCACCUGCAGCCGGUGUCAAGGGGUUGCCUCCGUUAAAGAAGAAGAUAAGCAUGAUGAGCGAUGACUAG